Paramecium sonneborni is the source of this 2222-nucleotide messenger RNA. The record is from the annotation of a GenBank genome assembly. Lineage: Eukaryota; Ciliophora; Oligohymenophorea; Peniculida; Parameciidae.
AUGAGGAAAAUCAAUAAUAUAAUAAUCAAAGAAACUAAUGAAUAGUAUUUUGGGAACUCCGUGCUAUUAAUCUUUUUAAUUACUGAAACAACAAGUUUAUUCUCCCAAAACAGAUAUUUUUCUCUAGGUAUUCUAUUAUAUGAAUUGUUGAAAGGACGAUAGUUACCUUUUAGGGGCUAUAACGCUUAAGAUUUAUUAAAAGAUAUUGAAACAAAGUUGAAAAGUAUCAUUUCUUACUAAUAAUAGCUAAUUACAUUUAAACUAAUUGAUGUCAGUAGAAAAUAAAUUGCUUUAGUAUUUAGUUUUGAAAAUGCUAGUAGUAGAUGAAGAAUCAAGAUUAAGUUUAAAAGAUUUGUUAAUUAAAGUCAAUUAAUUUCGAAAGAAUGCUUAAUUAAUGUAAAAAGAGAACAUCACAGCAAAAGAGACUAGAUGUAAACCAUAUAAGCCGGAAAAAAUAACAUCUAAAUUCUAUAAAUUAUUUCAUUUUAAUAAUCAAAAAAAUUAAAUUCUAUAUUGAAUUAUAAAUGGGAAAUCAGAUUUGCUGGUGCUAUGCUGAUGAAUAAGAACCUACAGCAAGUUAGAACUAUUAAAAUAUAAACUAGACAAUUUAGGAUGAUUAGUAAAAUAUAUCUUUGUAAUUAAAUAAAAAACAACAGGAAAUCAAAAUUGAACCUGGUGAUUAGAAUAUUUUAAAUAAAUUUGGAAAAUCGAAUAUCAAUUCUUAAAGAGAAAAUGAACUUCCAUUGAAUAAUUUUAUUUUAAGCAAAAUCAAACAAAAAGAUAUUAAGUAUGAACCCUAAAUUAUACAUUUUAAUGAUCCUUUAUCAAAUAUUGUUUCUACAUGGUUCUAAUCGGCGAUAGCUUAAACAAAGUUUAUUUAAAAUAUUCAUAUUUCUGAAAAGCUUAAAAACAAUAAUUUUGAUUAAGAAAUUAGAAAUAAAGAAGAUCUUCAAACUUUAAUUUGUUUAAAAUGGUGUGUUGUUGAUUAUUUCAAAGAACAAAAAAUACCUGAAAAUGUAAUAAUUCGAAAAUGCUUUAAAAUGUUUUAUAAGGCUGUUCAUUAUUGUAUCAACUUUAAGAAACUCUUUCUUGAAAAUCAAAGUAACGAUUGUAAAGAAAACAUUUAACUUUAUCUCAACCUCUAUUAGUAUUUUUAAAGAAUCAUGAAUACUUUUGCAAAGAAGUAUGAAAUUUAUGUAAAUAUUAUGUAACAGAUGUAUAAAAACUAGUUUAAUUUCAUUAAUCAGUUUAAAUAAUACCCUUUUUUUUAGGUAAUAGGAUAUAUGAUGAGAUUUUGGUGUUAAAUCAUGCUUUCUGAUGAUGUUUAAAAUAAGUUAAAUAAUAAUUUUUAAAGUUUGCUAAAAAGUGACAAUUAAAUUCUUAUUUAUUAGUAUGUGAUUUAUGCUUUAGAUGUUAAUAUUAAUGAAUAUAAUGUUCAUUGGAUAGGACAUAGAAAAAAUUUUAAAUAUGAGAAGAGAUUAUUGAUUUAGAAACCUUUUGUAGAGGAUUAAUAAUAAAAAUCAGAAUACUCAAUUUGUAUAGAUCAUCUAGAACUUGCAUAUUUAAAAAAUUAAUAUCCUUUAUGGUAUUUUUAAUUUGAAAUUGAAUACAAGAUAAUUAAAAGUAAGUUUAUAAAUUUAUUGAAGAAUAUGAAAUAUAAUAAAGAGAUUUAAAUUGAUUCUAAUUUAAAGAAGUAAAUCUUAGAUAGUGAAUUACUAGAAUAAAGUGAAGAACAAUAAAAUAGUUUAAAAUAAAAUAAUUCUUGUGAAUUCAAGUAAUAAUCUGAUUAAAAUUACGAAAACUAGUUGAUAACAUUAAAAAAUGAUUUUUCUGAUAAUUGUUAAUCAUUAGAUGAGACAGACGAACUUCUUAAAAAAAAAAAGCGUUUAUCAUAUAUAUCUACAGAAUCCAGUUAUUAAGAAAGCAUAGAUGCUCAAACAAACUUUUCUUCCUUUAAUAAGUAAAAGCUGUCUGAUUUGAAAACUGAACUUAUAAAUAUUGAAAAGAAAUUCUAAGAACGAGAAUUUAUUUUAUAACAAAGAGCAAAAAAAUUAAAAUUAAAACCAGAUGAAUAAAUUGAGUGGCUAAAUUAUUUUGCAAAGACUAGUUUUGAUAAAAUACCUGAUUCAAAGUUUUAAUUAAAAGAGUAUAUAAAAUAGAUUUUAAAUAAAUUAUCAGAAUAGGAUAAUUACUAUAAAUAACAACUUUAAGACUUUAUAUGA